AUGUCUUUUACUUUUGAAAAAUUACUUAACGAGGAUUUAGUGAAGAAAGCUGAAUACUUUGAUACGCAGGAUUUCGUUCGUGUCCAUCAUUCACGUCGUCCGGAUGUUGAUCUCUCGGCAAAGUGGGGCCAUCAGCCCUUUUUCCUGCCAUCCCGACAUGUGGACAGUGUGGAGAAAAUUGAGGGCUUUGAGGUUCGUCAUGAAGAUGUCUACGUUCUGGGUUUCCCUAAAACCGGAACAACAUGGACACAGGAAAUGGUUUAUCAAAUUUGCAAUGAUUUAAUCUUUGAGAGGGAAAAGUGUGCCGAACUCUAUGAAAGAUCUCCAUACCUUGAAUGGGGAUCAAUUUUUAGUUUCAAAAAUAACACGGAAAAUAUGAAAAGUAUCGCAAAAUUGCCCUCUCCGCGCGUUAUUAAAUCACAUCUCGCCGCACCUCUGCUUCCAAAGGGAAUGUGGACGGUCAAGCCUAAAAUUGUCUAUGUUGGAAGGAACAUUAAGGACACGGCAAUUUCCUACUAUCAUCUCUACAGAAACGUUUUUGGCUACAAAAAAACUUUAGAGGACUUUUUGGAAGCUUUCCUUGAAGAUGCUAUUAUCUUUGGUCCUCUUGAUGCUCAUAUGAGUGAUUUUUGGAACAUGAAGGAUGAGGAAAAUAUUUUUUUCAUCACCUAUGAAGAUCUGAAACGAGAUCUUCCUGGAAUGAUUCGAAAGACUUCGAGUUUUCUUGGGAAGUCUCUCACUGAUCAGCAAGUAAAAAGUCUCGCGGAUCAUCUUUCCUUUGGGAAUAUGGCCAACAAUGAAUCCGUUAACUUUGACGGUCGUCUCGACGCUCUAUCGACUCUUACCAAAGCAGACAGAGAUUCCACCUUCAAGUUUAUGAGAAAGGGGAAAAUUGGCUCAUUCCGUGAAGAAAUGACUCCGGAAAUGAUCUCUAAAUACGAUAAAUGGAUCAAAGAGAGAAAUGCGGAGUUCAAAAGAGAUCCCGAAUUGCUGAAUAUUUUAUUGGCACAAAAAUGA
Molecule: messenger RNA, 1017 nt
Organism: Lutzomyia longipalpis
Lineage: Eukaryota; Metazoa; Arthropoda; Insecta; Diptera; Psychodidae
Product: luciferin sulfotransferase-like
Exons: 4
Coding region: 1-1017 (338 amino acids)
Biological process (GO): sulfation
Cellular component (GO): cytoplasm
Molecular function (GO): sulfotransferase activity
Source: RefSeq, a predicted model, not a curated record